CAAGAGCAUCUACUGCGCGAGAAAGUCCAACGACGCGAUAACGACACAUCGUUCUUAAAGUUUCCUCGUGUUUUGUAUAUAUAUAAACAAAUAAGUUUCCGAGAGUCAUGAUUACAAAAAAUAGCUUGAUCAAAACAUUACCGAACUGUUGAUGACUUUUCAACGUGCUUUAAAUUAAAGCUGACAAAAAGAAAGGUCCGGCAGAAAAGAAGCAGAUGUUCAUUGAUUCACGAGGGACCGGAAGCGAUCAAGAUCCGGUGGGGGAGAUUUUCGGACGAGCGGCUGACAGCUUCCGUUCGAUCUUCGCCGAGAGCAUUCGCCGGAUUUCUGAACGAUAGAAUGUGCAGCUGAUCGGAAUGGCAAGACACUCUCGAAUGAUCAUAUGCUUCAUAUGCUGCUACUUGUAUACACUGUUUGGCAUGACUGCUCCAAACUUUCCGGAGCUAGACUUUGAUGAGUAUGGGAAAAAAGAAUCUUCUUUGUCGCUAAAGGAUAUUCUGCCUUUGAAUCCGAAACAGUACGAUAAGCACAGAGCUCCAAAAUUCCUCGGACAACCCACUAUCGUUUAUUUUCACGUGACAGUGCUCAGCUUAGACUCCAUAAAUGAAGAAUCGAUGACGUAUGUGGCCGACAUAUUUCUCGCGCAGAGUUGGCGGGAUUCUAGACUGCGGUUGCCGGAAAAUAUGUCCGAAGAGUACAGAAUACUUGACGUGGACUGGCUGCAUAACAUUUGGAGACCUGAUUGCUUCUUCAAAAACGCAAAAAAGGUUACCUUCCACGAGAUGUCGAUACCAAACCACUAUCUCUGGCUGUAUCACGACAAAACAUUGCUUUACAUGUCCAAAUUGACAUUGGUGCUUUCCUGCGCGAUGAAGUUUGAGUCUUACCCUCAUGACACACAAAUUUGCUCAAUGAUGAUCGAGAGUCUUUCGCACACGACUCAAGACUUGGUAUUUCUAUGGAACACAACGGAUCCCCUUGUGGUUAAUCCAGAGAUCGAGCUACCGCAGCUCGACAUAUCGAACAACUAUACGACCGACUGCACGAUCGAAUAUUCGACCGGAAACUUCACGUGCAUACAGAUUGUCUUCAAUCUACGCCGGAGACUGGGUUAUCACUUGUUCCACACGUAUAUCCCGUCCGCCCUUAUCGUCGUCAUGUCAUGGAUCGCCUUUUGGAUCAAGCCGGAAGCUAUCCCGGCACGUGUCACCCUGGGCGUGACGUCACUGCUAACCCUUGCUACUCAAAACACGCAAUCUCAACAAUCUCUGCCGCCGGUUUCAUAUGUAAAAGCAAUCGACGUGUGGAUGUCCUCGUGCAGCGUAUUCGUCUUCCUGUCCCUUAUGGAAUUUGCGGUAGUGAACAACUACAUGGGACCAAUCGCUACGAAGGCCAUGAAAGGCUAUUCGGACGAAGAUCUUCGAGAGGCCAUCGACGACUUCAAGACGCCAAUGAGACCGGAUGCUGAAAGAAAUAGAAGUCCAAUAAGAACACCGACGGUUCAGUAUGAGCAAUGCUGUCAAGGACGAGCCACCGCCAUUUACAUCGACAAGGUUUCCAGAUUCUUCUUCCCUUUUUCGUUCUUUAUUCUUAACGUUGUUUAUUGGAGCACUUUCCUAUAAUAAAACUAAAAGACGAGACCUACCCGACUCAGCCAGAGUCAAAUGUAUUUUCCGAGAUAUCGAACUUCAUAAAGAAUACAAUAUAUAUAUAUACAUAUAUAUAUAUAUAUAUAUAUAUAUAUAUAUAUAUAUAUAUGUAGCAUACGCAGCAAUAAAUUAAUUAAAACAAGCUAUUAAAAAUUAUAUACGUAUAAG
Molecule: messenger RNA, 1817 nt
Organism: Cataglyphis hispanica
Lineage: Eukaryota; Metazoa; Arthropoda; Insecta; Hymenoptera; Formicidae
Gene: HisCl1
Product: glycine receptor subunit alpha-4
Exons: 9
Coding region: 357-1622 (421 amino acids)
Biological process (GO): signal transduction; chloride transmembrane transport; nervous system process
Cellular component (GO): synapse; neuron projection; membrane
Molecular function (GO): neurotransmitter receptor activity; chloride channel activity; transmembrane signaling receptor activity
Source: RefSeq, a predicted model, not a curated record